UCGGCCUAGCAAGCAAGCUAACGAGUUUGCUAGCGGCUAACUGAGGGAGGACUGUAACGAUCGAUCCACACCCUACUGUCAAGACAGCUCGCCUGCUCGCUAUUAGUGGCAUCUGACAGUUUACCCACAGAGCCAGUGGAUGUGAGAAGACAGGAGGACAAAAAAAAAAAAUGGACUAAAAUGCAUCAGACUAUGUAACAUCACUGCUGCACAUGGCUUUGUAUGAGAGCAAAAUGGGAAAGGAGGUCUAUUUGCAGCGAAUUUGGAGGUGGGAGAGGUCUCUACACCCGGACCUGGCCAAGCGCGGUGACACCUCGGUGACUUACACGGGGCUUCUUUUUGGAAUGAGUUGAUUUUAUCCCCAUAUUGACACAAAGACUGAUCGGGGGCGGGGAUCUCAGAAGAUCCAGGGGACUCUGCUUGGCGAUUUGAGCUUUUUUAGUUGUUAAGGCGAGGCUAGACAUCAUUUUUCAAACAUUUUUGAGCCGGUUUUUUAAAGGAAAUUCCAGCUGGACUUUUGUUUGAUGUCAAGUAGCCCGCAAGUGGUUUAUAAGUAAAUUUGUUUGUUUAUUUGUUUCCCCCUGCUGACUUAGUUUGAAACGCUGGAACUGUCCCUCCUGCCGCUAUCCUCAGUUUCUUCCACCCACCCAGUGCCUAAAUAAGCCCUCUCGGGACAAUCACAGAAGUCAUCAGCAGCUGCUGCGCUCAAUCCUGCCUGUUCUCCUCUAUGUGCUUCUGCUCUCGGCCUUCUGGCCAUCCACCCACUACCUCUAUAAUUUUCUUGGUCUUUUCUUUUUACAUUCAUUUUCUCUGAGAGGCAGAAUCAGAACUCAAGCACAGUGACAAGCAUUAAUGUAAGCACUGAGUUUUGGCAGUGGAGAGAAACCUAGAUUGCUCCAAUUUUAGUCGUGUGUGUGCAAGUGUCUGUGCUUCUGUGUACAUGCACAGCUGUGGUAAAGUUGCACCAGUGCCAGGGAGCAUUUUAAGAUUAGAUUUAUUUAUAUUGUUGCACCAAAUACAGUUACUUUAAAGCCAUACAAAAAUAUUUAUGAAUUACCGACACAUAUUUUUGUAUCACAUUGCUCUUGUAUAGUUUUGCUUUUAUAAGCCUUUUAAGAUUAUGCACACAAAUUACAUAUUCACAACAAGCUGUACACUUGCAAGAGGAGCUAUAUAUUGCUAAGUUAAAAAAAAAAUCCUCUGUUUUUGAGUGAUUGUAUUAGUGCUGGGAGAAAUUUAGUGUCUGGACACAGAGAAUCCCACAUGUUUCCAUUCAGUUGCUGCUUUGCAUAGUGUUGGUUUCCAGUCUGUAGUCAUGGCCCCUCCUCCCAAACAAACAACAUAUACGCCAUUUUGACCUGGAAAGCACCCUUUACAGUAGGUAGACAGUAGAUAUCUACCUCUCUCUCUGUCUUCCUCUCCUCUCUCUCUGUCUCUGAUGCCGGGUUUCAGUGGUGGGGGGGUUGGGGGAGGAGUAGGUGGCCCUGCUUCUGCUCCUCCCCGUCCAUUUCGACCCAGCCGAUAUGUCCCGGUGUCUGCAGCCACCACCUUCCUCGUUGGGUCCACCACCCUCUUCUUCUGCUUCACGUGCCCGUGGUUGUCAGAGUAUUUUUCCUCUGUCAUUCCCAUCUACAUUGCUGUGAUCUUCCUCUUCACCCUUGCCAACUUCUGCAUGGCCACUUUCAUGGACCCUGGAGUCUUCCCCAGAGCUGAGGAGGAUGAGGAUAAAGAGGAUGAUUUCCGCGCUCCGCUCUAUAAGACAGUGGAGAUCAAAGGCAUCCAGGUGCGCAUGAAGUGGUGCUCAACCUGCCGCUUCUACCGCCCGCCACGCUGCUCACACUGCUCAGUCUGUGACAACUGUGUGGAGGAUUUUGACCACCACUGUCCUUGGGUAAACAACUGCAUUGGCCGGAGGAAUUAUCGCUAUUUCUUCCUCUUCCUGCUAUCGCUUACCACCCAUAUCAUGAACGUAUUUGGCUUUGGCUUGGUUUAUGUCCUGCACCACCGCCAGCAGCUGGACACACCACAUGCUGCUGUUACUAUGGCUGUGAUGUGUGUGGCCGGUCUGUUUUUUGUCCCAGUCGCUGGCCUGACUGGGUUCCACAUAGUGCUAGUGGCCCGCGGUAGGACCACAAAUGAACAGGUGACAGGGAAGUUUCGGGGAGGUGUCAACCCCUUCACCAAUGGCUGCUUGAGGAAUAUUUCACAUGUGCUCUGCAGCUCCCAGGCCCCCAGAUACAUGGGCCGGUGGCGGAGCCCUCAGGCAAUGGAAGUACAACCACCAUUUCUUAGACCGCCUCUCACUGAGGCCCAGUUAGAGGCCAAGGUCCUGGACAACGGCAUCCAGAAUGACCGACACAGCACCAGGUCCAAGAGUAGUCUAGAUCAGAUGGAGAGCCAGUCAGCUGAUGCAGAGCCUCCACCGCCGCCAAAGCCGGAGCUUCGUUACCCUGGCCUGCCUCGUGCUGACACGGAGGAGAGCAGUUUGUUGACUGAAGCUCCACCUACGCCAUCAAUGUACAAGUACCGACCAGCCUACAACAGCCCAGGAAGGAACCACACUGCCCUCACACACCCCAACAAGAUGAUCCGUGGGGAGAGUCUUGACUCUCCAUCUCCUUCCAUCCUCCAGUCCAGCCGUCAGCCUAGCUAUCGCUCGGAGCCGAGCAGCCUGGACAGGGCCACAGUGGUGGGGGGAGGUGUAGGGGCGCGCAGGGGGGGAGGGGACAGAGGUGAGGGCCCCGGAGGCCAUGGCGGGACUGCUGUGGGGAUGUCGGGGGGCAUGUCAGGUUACUCCCUGACUGGGCGCUCCUACACCUCCUACCCAUCCUCUCUGGUUCUGUCCACUGGCGGCUCCCGCUCCUCCAGCCUGCGCUCAGCGCACACGGCACAUAACCCGCUGGCCACGCUCCAAUCGGAAGGCACCACAGACACCAGCUACAAAAGCCUGGCCAAUCAGACGCCUCGGAAUGGCAGCCUGUCCUAUGACAGCCUGCUGACGCCAUCCGAGAGCCCAGAGUUCGAAUCAGCUGCGCAUGAGCUGUCGCCACAGAAGCCUCAUGCUCUGUUUCCCUCAGCGACGACAACAGGCCAGCCUGAGGUGGUGUCAGCCAGCACCCGGCUGCAGGGCUACACAUCGCCCUUUCUCUCAGCUCAGAUUGCCCAGCAGAGGGAGGGGCAGCUGCUCCAGGGCUCUGCCACUUUCUCUUCCCCCCAUAGGGCCUAUCUGCGUGCCGUCAGCCCGCCCCCUCCCUCCUCUGGGCCUCCUGAGAUCCAGCACCUGCUCCAUCAUAACCAGGACUCUUCUUCCCGAGCCUCUCGUAACCCUUCCUCCUCAUCCUCUUCACCUGGGGUACGCUCACUAGAGCCCCCUGUCUCCCCGCCACCUCGUGGCCUCUCCCUCGGCAAGUCCCAUUCUUACACUGCGGAGGCAGGGCCUCAGCACAAACCUCGGCCCACAGGAGGAGGCGCUGUGCUGGGAGGGGGAGGAGGGCAACAGGCUCCACAAUCCACCUCUCGCCCAGUCUUGGCCAAUCACACCACAUCCAAACCAGGGGGCGGGGUGAAGAAGGUGACAGGCGUCGGAGGGACCACUUACGAGAUAUCGGUUUGAGUGACAGGCAUCCUUCAUGGUCUACCACAAGAAGAUAAAGGGGGAAAAAAGUCACUGGACUACUUCCACUUACCUGAGCUGGAUAUUAUUCACGACUGCAGGCCCCUGAAAAGUGACUGUUCUCAGCUGCAACAGACUAAAGGAGCAGGCCUGUCCGGUACCCACUUUGUUAUCUUUUUAACGCCACUGGCCACUCUCCUCUGCUAGCCUUUCAGAUUUGAACAAAGAAAAACAGGGGACGCUGGUUAAUUUUUCACAGGAUGAGUUUGUCUCCAUUUAGCAACUUUGUGAGCCAUAGGCUGAUGUGACUGUCUCACCUCGGCUGGGUACAGAUAUGUCUAUAGAACACACAUAGCUUCUCAAUGAUUUGCUGUUUUUCUUUGGUACAUUAGCACACAGAGUAUUGACCACCGUGUCCGACACUUAAGAAAAGAAUGGCCUUGAUCCAUCGAUGUAGAAUUUUAAGAGGGAGGAUUUAGGACUGUUGACCAAUAGAAACGUCAUCUUCUCCUCUCUCUGAAUGGACCACACAACCUGUGUAUCGAUGAGAGUCAUGAAGAGAAGAGUCCAACCUAUAAACCCAGUAUCAUUUAAGUUUUAUAAAUCUUUUUUUUUUUAAUAUUGUUUUAUAUAAAUGUAUAAAAUCUUGCAGAUUAUUAUUGGGUCAAAUUGUCAGGUAUUGAAGAUGACUGUUGAUGAGGGUGGCAGGUGUAGUGUCUGUAAUCAUGAAAGCGAUUUCAAAUCAGUUGCCUGUUUAUAUUUAAUGGCUGCAUCAGCCACUCAUGAGCUCUUGCUGGAUUUGACAUCGUCCAAAGAGAAUGACGAUCCGGUGGCGGACAGCUGAAGUGGCAAACAAUUGAGCUUCACAUUUGAAAGCCACAAAGAAAUUUUGAAUCACAAUUGCAGCACAAGCUUCUUUGUGGAAUGUACGCUUGUAACGUUUAUGCUAGAGACAUUAUGCAAAAUCUGUUUGUAGCUUUAAGAUCAUUGUAUGUCUUUUUUGCUGUUUUUUUUUUCUUUUUUUUUCUGUAAUGUUUUGUCUGUGAGUCAGUCAAGAUGCUAGCAGAACUUUAUACCUUUAACAGAUGGCCAGCCAAAUAGGGGCAGCGGGGGAAGGGCUUAUUUAUUUCACCAGACAAGACAUCCUUGUAGUUUUGGACACAAUUUCAAACCAGUUUCUCUACCAGUUUGUUCUGAUAUUGAGCAAAAAUGGAAGUAUGAUUUUUUUUAAUGGAAAAAAAAACAACUUAUAAAUGAAACUGUAAAUGUGAUAUGCCACUGAAUAGAUUUUUAAGGAGGGACUGGUUUGGAAUUAGGUAUUUUUUGCCUUGAAACCAUUCAUAGUGAAGCAAGCGCAUUUUCAUUUUUUUCUAUUGGUUUUUAUUUUUUACACUUUUCUGUUAAAAAACAGGCAGAUUAGAUUUUUUGUAUUGACUUGCUCAUUAAAAAAAAAAAAAAACUUCUGUAAAGGUACCGUUCUCUUUUUAAAACUCAAUUCAUGUUGAGAAAAGAGCAAUUAGAGGAAGGGAAGUGUGUAUUUCAGUUUGUGUCUUUCAUGAUUGGGCAUUGCAGUAAAGGUUUUAUUUUUUUAAUUUUUUUUCUAUCAAGGCCCACAGUAGUAUUUGCAGUAGAAUGUCAAAGCUGGCUGAAUGUAGCACGUCUUUGGGGGAAAAGUACACACUUGAAGCACACAAGUAUCAUCAUUUAACCCAAAUGACAGUGUUACGAGUUUUCAACCCUCCCAGGCUAUGUCUUUGGUGUGCAUGUGAUUUUUGUUUGUCGUGCUGAAUGCUUUACUGGCGUGCAUACUUGUGAGAAUAUUGUCAAAUGCCCACCUGGUUCAUGUGUGGGUGGAAACAAGAAAAGAAGCAUCAUUAAUGGCACAAGCAGCCCUCGUAUGGAGAUUGAGAGAACCUGUGUUACCUUUCUUCCUGCUCUGGCCAAAGAUGGUGGCCACUGAACAAUUUGAAAUUAUGUGGGUAGAGUAAGUAUCCUUCUAUGUGAGAUAAAAUAUUGCUAUUGUGGGCUGUGAUGAAUGGAACGAGUUUCACAAAUAUCUGUAACGAGUACAUUAAAUACAUUUCCAAAAUGGCCUUAUAAAGAAUUUUUAAAAAGAUGUCUUCUCAGAAUAAAAAGGUCAAACUGA
This is a messenger RNA of Chelmon rostratus (copperband butterflyfish), 5759 nucleotides long. It is a transcript of the gene zdhhc5b, whose product is annotated as zinc finger DHHC-type palmitoyltransferase 5b. NCBI's taxonomy places the organism in Eukaryota, Metazoa, Chordata, Actinopteri, Chaetodontiformes, Chaetodontidae. Gene Ontology annotation, molecular function: palmitoyltransferase activity. Bases 1439 to 3613 code for a protein of 724 amino acids. The transcript has 12 exons. The record is from RefSeq and is a predicted model, not a curated record. Gene Ontology annotation, biological process: protein palmitoylation.